UAAUUACAAUUUUCUCAAUAAAUAGCCGAUGAGAAAAAGGAAAGGAAAUUCACAUUCAACUCUGUCAUACGAUGAGAUAGUUGACAACUUUAAAGACCAAAUUUAACGAAGUCUUAUGGCCUUGAUGGGCCAGUUUUGGGGUCGAUCGACCACUUAAACCAACUUGGAUCUAUCAUUGCCUAUAACUAGGCUUGCUUAACAGAACCGAGCAGUCGGUUAACUGACAAUUUGGAGUCAUCAAUUAUGGAACCAGAGUUUCAAAGGUUCAGUUCCUAUACUAACAGAUCGAGUGGCAUAAAAGCAGAAUAAUCGAAAUCAAUUGUGUAUGGGCUGGUUCUGGAAAAAAUGCAUUGGAGAGGGUUGAACUCGGAUCUAUGACUACUGAGACAAUGCUCUAUAAAGCAAGAUGAUAUUACUCUAGCCCUAUAAAUGAUUGUAACUUUUUAUGAUGUCGAAAAGAUGAAUAGUUUGUAAAAGUGGGAAAUGACGGUAAAUUCGAAAAUUGAUAGAAAUAGAUUCCUUAUAAAAAUUUAACUAUAUUGCCCAAUUAUCACAAACCUUAAAAAUUCCAUUUAUUUCAUUGAAAAGCUAUCAGCUGCAGUAGAAAAAUAGUUAGUUUGGGAGGUGGUUAAUCUGAUGUUGGUCAAAUAGCUAUCAGCAUUCCUUCAUAAAUAGCAUUGUAAUACUCUUCUACACUCAAGCAUUGAACGAAAUUGUAUCUUCUUCUCCCUAAGAAAUGGUAAUAAAUGGUUGGCCAGAUGUGAUACUACUAUUGUGUGUUUUUGCUUUAUGUUAAUUUUUGUUGAUUUUUUAUAAGCCAAGCACUCAUGAUUUGCUGGUGCAGUGUACAUGGUGAAACAAAGAAACAAGUCCAUUGUAGUUUUAGAUGCAACUUUGUGUGAUGCUUUGUUUAAAUAGGAGUGGAGUGAGAUAAGCAGGUAUUGCAUCUAGGCAUUUUGCUUUAUGAAGAUGCUCAAUUCCCGAGACAAGGUGCGCGUUUGAUACGUGUUUUUAGCCACGGCUGCUGAAUGUGAAUGUGAUAUCAACAUGGCCUUGAAGGGAGAAUAAAAUGCUUGGAUAUUCGACCAAAUAUCCACUCUAGUGCCAGAUGCUUUUGCAGCAGCAACUGUUUUGGGAAUCCUAGUAGAAAAUUGUUGUUAGAAUCUGGCAUUUGAUGCUGCUGCCUUAAACUGCAAGAAUAUGUUGCUCUAAUCACAUUUUUUUUAUGGCAUAUUCUUGUCAUAAUUGGACUAGUUGUUGAUUCCUUACUAUUUGUUGAAGAAAGAAUUGGAGACUAGUGUUCUUGAAAUACCACCUAAUCCAACAUAUGCUGGAAUAAUUCCACAACCAAGUUUACCCUUAACGAUUCUUGAUUCUUUAAUGUAAUUAUUAUAUGGCCAUUUUUUGGAAUAGAUUUGCUUUCUUUAAAAAUAUGUAUCUCUAGACAGUUGAAUAGAAAACUAAAGUGAUUGACACGAAUGGUCAGAUAAUUUAUUUUGAAAAUCGGAUAUGGAAAAGGAUUAUAAGUGUUAAUCCGAUUCUAGCAAUCAUUUCAAAAGGUUGCAAACAACACCUUUUGACGUUCCUUGCUGAUAAUAAAAAAUACUAGAAAUAGAGAUGAUUAGUGAAUCCCAUGCAGAGAAUAAACUGAGGAAAUAAUGCAAUAUUCGAGCAAUAUAUUUGGCUUUAUAAGGAUGGCCCUGCUUCUUCUCUUGACACUCAAAACUUUUUAAAACAAAGAGACGGUGAACAUGGGAGAGAACGAGUGGGUUAACGGGUAUUUGGAGGCGAUAUUGGACGUUGGAAGUGCAAGGAAUGGGAAGAGGGAUGCAGAGAGCCAAGGAAGAAACCAAAAGAAGAGCUUCAGCAACAGUGUAAGGAGUAAACUUGAUGAGGAGAUGUUGAAGUUUGACAGGAUAGAUAUCGAGAAGCAUAAGAUAUUCACUCCUACUAGGUACUUUGUUGAACAAGUUGUCAUUGGCUUCGAUGAGGCCGAUCUCCAUAGAACAUGGGCCAAGAUGAUAGCUACUAGGAAUUCUCGUCAUCGCAACAACAGGCUUGAGAAUAUGUGCUGGCGUAUUUGGCAUCUCGCCCGCAGAAAGAAGCAGAUGGCAAGGGAUGCAGCGCAAAAACUAGUGCAACGGAGAUUUGAUAGAGAAAAAGCGCGUAGUGAUGCUGCACAGGAUCUUUCUGAUCUGUCUGAGGGCGAGAGGGACAAAGGAGAGUCUAAUCAAACUGGCUCGAUCGCAAACAUUCCAAGAAUUAGUUCGGAUACUCAGCAUUGGCCAGAUCACCAAUCCCGACAACUUUAUAUUGUUCUCAUAAGUCUUCAUGGCCUGGUUCGCGGAGAAAAUAUGGAGCUUGGACGAGACUCUGAUACUGGUGGUCAGGUUAAGUAUGUUGUGGAAUUAGCUCGGGUGUUGGCCAACAUGGAAGGGAUACACAGAGUGGAUCUUCUCACGAGACAGAUUACUUCGCCUGAGGUUGACUCCACCUAUAGUGAACCUAUUGAGAUGCUUUCAUGCCCCUAUGAUGGAGUUGAUAGCUGUGGGGCCUACCUUGUCCGAAUCCCUUGUGGCCCGUCUGAUAAAUACAUACCAAAAGAGUCUCUCUGGCCUUACAUAGGUGAGUUUGUUGAUGGAGCUCUCAGCCACAUCGUCACCAUGGCAAGAGCUUUGGGAGACUCUGGAAAACCGGCAUGGCCUUAUGUUAUCCACGGCCACUAUGCAGAUGCAGGAGAAGUCGCAGCGCGCUUGUCUGCUGUCAUAAAUGUGCCAAUGGUGUUAACGGGGCACUCCCUGGGUAGGAAUAAAUUGGAGCAGCUACUCAAACACGGCAGGCUUUCUAGGGAGGACAUCGACAGCUCCUACAAUAUAAUAAGGAGGAUCGAGGCUGAGGAGUUGGGGUUGGAUUCGGCUGAGAUAGUAGUGACAAGCACCAAGCAAGAGAUCGAAGAGCAGUGGGGUUUGUAUGAUGGAUUUGAUCUACAGUUGGAGAGGAAGCUGAGGAUAAGGAGACGGAGAGGAGUGAGCUGCCUCGGAAGAUACAUGCCAAGGAUGGUGGUUAUACAACCAGGUAUGGACUUCAGCAGUGUGGCAGAGGAACUAUCAUUAGACAGUGAAGGAGAUCUCAAAUCAAUGAUUGGUGCUGACAAGAAACGUCCCAUGCCUCCGAUAUGGUCAGAGAUUAUGCGUUUUUUCACCAAUCCUCACAAGCCUAUGAUACUAGCAUUGUCCCGUCCAGAUCCAAAGAAAAACAUAACAACUCUACUCAAGGCUUUUGGAGAAUGCCAGCCCCUUCGAGAACUGGCAAACUUGACACUAAUAUUAGGAAACAGAGACGAUAUUGAGGAAAUGCCCAACAGUAGCUCAUCUGUGCUUACAACAGUACUCAAGUUCGUUGACAAGUACGAUUUGUAUGGACAGGUAGCUUAUCCAAAGCAUCACAAGCAACCCGAAGUUCCUGAAAUAUAUCGCCUGGCAGCCAAAACCAAGGGCGUUUUCAUCAAUCCAGCUCUAGUCGAACCAUUCGGUCUCACUCUCAUAGAGGCUGCAGCUUAUGGACUACCCGUUGUUGCCACAAAAAACGGUGGACCUGUUGACAUAUUAAAGGCACUCAAUAACGGUCUGCUUGUCGACCCACAUGAUGAGAAAGCCAUCUCAGAUGCUCUUCUAAAGCUCUUUGCUAACAAAAACCUCUGGAAAGAAUGUCGCAGGAAUGGCCUGAAAAAUAUUCACAAGUUCUCAUGGCUGGAGCACUGUCGUAGCUACCUCUCGCAAGUUGAGCAUUGCAGAAACUACCACCCGACAAAUCUUCUUUCUGUCAUGCCGAUUCCUGAGGAACCACUGAGUGAAUCACUCCGUGGCAUUGAGGACCUAUCUCUGAAGUUCUCUAUUGAAGUGGAUGUAAAGGCUAAUGGGGAACCUGAUGCUGAAACUAGCAACCAGCAGAAAAUCAUUGAUUUUAUUCUAAAGCAAAAGGCGACUUCGGUUGGAAAAUCAGUAAAAAUUUACUGUCCAGGGAGAAGGCAACGGUUGUGUGUGAUAGCCAUUGACAGUUAUAACAGUAAUGGAAGCCCUGCUGAGGAAUUGCCAUUGAUUAUCAAGAAUGCUAUUCAGGUCUCGGAAUCGAAGUGUACAGGGAUAGGCUUUGUACUAUUGACAGGCAUGAGUUUGCAGGAGACGAAGGAAAUGUUGGGGAGUGAGGUAAAGUUAGAAGACUUCGAUGCACUGGUUUGUAGCAGUGGAAGUGAAAUGUGUUAUCCUUGGAGAGAUUUGGUUUCAGACCAAGACUACGAAUCCCACAUUGAGCACCGUUGGCCAGGUGAGAAUGUGAAAGCAAUAGUAACGAGGCUUGCCAGUGUAGAGGACGAUGAUGUGCAGCUCAGUCGAUGUAGCUCACGAUGCUACUCAUAUAGUGUCAAACCUAAAGCAAAGGUUCAUAAAAUAAACGAUCUAAGGCAGAGGCUACGUAUGAGAGGCCUAAGGUGCAACACGGUCUAUACUCAUGCUGCAUCGAGAUUGAAUGUUAUACCAUUGUUUGCAUCAAGAGCUCAAGCACUAAGAUAUUUAUCUGUGAGAUGGGCUGUAGAGAUGGAAAAGGUGAUUCUAUUCAUGGGGGAAAGAGGGGACACGGACCGUGAAGAAUUACUCGGAGGUGUUCACAAAACUGUUAUCCUCAGAUAUUCUGUUGUUUAUGAUAGUGAGAGUAAAGUGCAUAGUGAGGACAGCGUGUCCAUCUCUCAGGAUAACAAAAGAGUAACUCUGGCAGAGGGCUUUGAAGUUCAUGACAUUUCCAAAGCCUAGGCAUUUUUUCAGAAUCCGAUUUGAUUUGUGAUAGCAGCAUGAGUGGCUGCACAUGGCACAGUGACGCAGACCAUAUUAUCGACAGCCAUGUAAAAGAGAAGACAGAAAUUUGAGGUAGAUAAUGUAAGUAACUUAUCGCUUGAAUCAAGACUAUACAGAGGUGCAUAAAAUGAAAUUUUAUAUAUCCCCUUUUCUGUUU
Molecule: messenger RNA, 5004 nt
Organism: Salvia splendens (bonfire salvia)
Lineage: Eukaryota; Viridiplantae; Streptophyta; Magnoliopsida; Lamiales; Lamiaceae
Product: probable sucrose-phosphate synthase 4
Exons: 14
Coding region: 1752-4805 (1017 amino acids)
Biological process (GO): sucrose metabolic process
Molecular function (GO): sucrose-phosphate synthase activity; sucrose synthase activity
Source: RefSeq, a predicted model, not a curated record